Messenger RNA from Misgurnus anguillicaudatus (oriental weatherfish), 7566 nucleotides. RefSeq names its product BCL9 transcription coactivator (gene bcl9). Gene Ontology annotation, biological process: positive regulation of transcription by RNA polymerase II; canonical Wnt signaling pathway. The record is from RefSeq and is a predicted model, not a curated record. NCBI's taxonomy places the organism in Eukaryota, Metazoa, Chordata, Actinopteri, Cypriniformes, Cobitidae. Gene Ontology annotation, cellular component: beta-catenin-TCF complex. Gene Ontology annotation, molecular function: transcription coactivator activity; beta-catenin binding.
CUUCUGUUACAUUUCUCACCGACGGUUGCUUUUCAUGAGGAAAAGCCGUGAUUAUUACGUUAUGGGGGGUGUGGGUUGUUUGCGAAGCCCCGUCGUACGGAAUCGGACACCCCUGCGUGCGCUUUGUUGAUCGAACCGCACACUUUUCACCAUGAAAAUAUAGCGGCUUUUCCCAAACCACUGUAAAGGAAGGCAAUCCAAAGGAUGAAGGAAAUUCCCUAAGAGUAUCCUUUUCUGCCUUUUUUUUUUAAAGAGCUCGGAUUAUGCAUUCAUUUUAGCACAACCAUACACACCGGUCAUUUCAUAUAAUACCGAAUAACAAAAACAAAGCCCUACAAGUGGUCCGAUAUCUUUUAUUGUGUAUAAGAACAGACGUAGAUUCGUAUUAAACGUCUUUUUGUCUGUCAUCGGACGGCUCGACAGUGUUGCAGCCAGCUGCGGUUAUUAUUUGAUCCAUUGCUAUUUUUAACAUCAUGAUCUAACCGAUCUCAGAUAGCCUCCACAAAUACACUGCAGACCUUUUUGCAAUCGUUUUUUACGCGUGGAUCUCCAGCCUGCGUGAUUUUAAGCCGUCUCUCCGUGUCGCUUUGGCCAGGAGCUUUAUAAAAAAUCUCCCCUCCCCCAGCUUUGGCGAAACAGGAACAACUUCUUUGAGAGAGCGAGCGAGAGGGAGAAAAAAGGGCUGCAUAAGUUUGGGACGUCUUGGAUCAGCCAUGUACUCCGCUUGGUCGUUUCUAGUCCGGAGCUGAGAUUUUUACCCCACUUUUUGGUUGUACCUCGGAUCGUCGGAGCCUUUUGUUGCCGAGAAGCCUCGGGCGUCCGUGCUCUUGGUUUUUCCUUAGGAAAAUGGGAUACCUCUAGGAUUAUAACCGGGGAAAGGCGCUCGCUUGUGGAAUAACUUCACUUUUUUCCCUGCCGAGAAUGGAAUUCGCGGAGCUCCGGUUGACCAGGCUUUGAUUUUUCCUCAUGAAUCCCAAAUGCAAUGGAAAAGUGUUUGAUUAGGAUUAUUUGCAGUCGCCGUGUCUAUCAUGGUUUAACUUUAGAUCGGAGUUGAACAUCGGGUAUAAACAGACUGAGCUCGCUUAAAUUGUGUACAACUAGACUGGUUUGUGGUGUUUGGCUUGAGCCUAUGGCCUCUCGAGCUCACUAAUUUAAUUAACGGAAGAAGAGGCGCUCACAAAUUAACGUACAAAUUUUCGGUGGAGAUUUAUUUGCACGCUCUUCAGAUGAGGGAGAACGGGACAUUGUGAAACCUGAGGGGUGUUCAAGAUUGUAGUGCAGUUGGUGGCAUUCUGUUGCAGUCUGAGCAGUCAUGGCCACAGCUAUAUCGUGACACAGCGGGACAUGUGUGGCCAGGGGCUGUGAGGGCUCCUCGGGGAGACUCCAGACAAGCCCACACAGAGAAUGCUGGAGGUGCAGGAGGAGAGACCAGCAGCAGCAGCCACAGCGACGGCCUCGGCAACCGCCACAGCUACUGGAACCGCGGGAAACGCUUCAGGCAGGAAGGAGAGGGCCAAAGAACGGCAGGAGGAGGGCCGGGACUGCAGCAGCCCUGUCGCAACCCCCAACGCCGGGCCCAGGAGCGGCCGGGCCAAAACGACGCCCACCGGUGCUCACGCGCACUCCCACAGACAUACGCCCAGUCCGCACCAGCACUCUACUGCUCCUGCCUCUGUCGCCCCGGGACUGACGUCAAUGCAUUCCAGCAAUCCCAAAGUGAGGAACUCUCCAUCGGCUAACACUCAGAGCAGUCCAAAAUCCAAGCAGGAGGUCAUGGUGAGGUCGCCCCCCGUGAUGUCCCCCUCCAGUGCCGCACAGAUGGACUCCAAACUGCCCAACCAGGGAAAGCAAGGGGGUGCCGGCAGCCAAUCCCAGCCCUCUCCUUGUGACCCGAAGUCGCUGAGUGGAAGCCACACCCCCAAAGGUCCCCAGGGCCCUAUAGGGAGUAUGGGACUCAAAAAUGGACAAGGCCUGAGUUCAGGCAAUGGAGCUAAAGGCAAGAUUAAAAGAGAGAGAAGCACUUCUGUGGAGUCAUUUGAACAAAGGGAUACAGGAACGCCUAGCAAUGAAGGGGACCAGAAAGAACUAGGUAGUAGAGCGAAAAGGUUAUGUGUUGGAGAGCGACGGUUGCCUUACAGCGGUGCAGAUUGGUGUUCAGGUGGAGAGAGCGACGAUGAUGACACGGGAUUCUUCAACUGUAACUCUUCAGACAUAAAGCCAGAUCCAGGCUCUCUUUCUGCCUCCACGCCAACCCACAAUACAGUUGGAGGACAAAGCACAGCGUCUGAACUGGGGAGCGGGCAGAAACCUGGGUCAAAGGUUGUUUACGUCUUCACCACAGAGAUGGCCAACAAGGCAGCAGAUGCAGUCAUAACAGGUCAUGCAGAAAACAUCAUCACUUAUCACAUGAAUAAUAUCUCUAACGGCAAGGGUGGAAAGCCUCAGCUACCCCUGAACAAUCAGAUUGGGUCCCUCAGAUCUGACACAAAACAGCAGGGAGUUUCGUCCCAGCAACAGCCCUCAUCUCACUCUAGUGACCAGAACCACCAAGCAGCCUCUAAAGUAGCGCAGUCAGGCCAGCAGCAGCAACCUCAAGCGCAACCCACCCAACCUCAGCAGCCAAGCCAGGGGGCCAAACCAUCUAGCCUUCCUCCAGACAGUGCACCUUCAGGGGGUAUGGACUCUAAGAGCCUCCCUAGCAGUAGCCCACAAGAUGGUGCUGGAUCCCAUGACGGUAGCAAUUCUGCUGGGACACCUGGUAGCCAGGCCUCUAACCAGCCUCCAAAUGCUGGUCCUCAACAUAGCUUCCCAUCCCUAGAUCUGCCUAAAGGAGCAGAUGCUAAGCUUACUGCUCAACAUCACCAGCAGCUGGCUCAUGAGAUCAUGUCUAGCAUGGGGGACAACAGUGAGGGACUUUCUCAAGAGCAGCUAGAGCAUCGUGAGCGUUCCUUACAGACUUUGCGUGAUAUACAGCGCAUGCUCUUCCCAGAUGACAAAGAGAUGGCUUCCAUGGGUCAAGGAAACAUGGGCGGACCUCCACCCAAUGCUGCAAUGUUGGAAGGGGUCCCCAAGAAACAAGAACAAGGGCCUCUUCAAGCCAUGAUGGCCCAGUCACAAAAUCUUGGGAAAACUUGUGGCCCAGGAGGGCCACGUCCAGAUGGACCCCCCUUUGGCCCGCCAGUUCCUAGAGACAUGAAUUUCUCCCCAGAUGACCUUGGACCUCCUCCGCAGGGUCCAGGACCUAUGAACUCACAUCCAGGCCAGGGUGGAGAGCAUGGAGACCACAUGACACCAGAACAAAUGGCCUGGCUAAAACUGCAGCAGGAUUUCUAUGAGGAGAAAAAGCGCAAACAGGAACAGAUGCAGCACAGACCAAUGGGAGACAUGAUGCUUCAUCAGGGUGGACCUAGAGGGAUGAUGCGAGGUCCACCACCACCCUACCAGAUGAACCCUGGAGAAGUCUGGGGCCCUGGUGGCCCUGAACCAUUCCCUGAACAGAUGAACAUGGGCCCCAGAGGCAUGCAUCCACACAUGCAGAGGAUGCCUGGCUUCCCAGGUAUGAUGAACCCUGACAUGGAUGGAGGGCCCAAUUCUAUGCCCAGACCGGGAAUGAACUGGCCUGAUGAUAUGCCCAAAAUGGGAGAUGGGAGGGGGUUUCCACCUGGCCAAGGAAUGUUUGGUGGUCCAGGUGGAAGAGUAGAAAGAUUUCCCAACCCUCAGUCUGUCCAGGAUGCUAUGUUCCAUCAGGGUAUGGGUGAUAAACAAGGCAUGGGGCUUCCACAUGGCAUGAUGAUGGAGAUGAAUCGAAUGAUGGGUAACCAAAGACCUAUGGAGCCUGGGAAUGGGGGUGGCAUGAUGUUUCCCAGAAUGCCAGUUGAUGGCCCCAUGAGCCCCUCCUCUAGGAUGGAGUUUGUAAAAGGACUUGGCCGUGACAUGGGUGAAUUUGGCAUGGGACCUGGAAAUCUUAAUGUAAACAUGGGGCCUAAUCCUCAAAUGAUGCCCCCCAAGAUGAGAGAUCCAACCAUGAAUCUUAGUCCAGAGGAAAUAAUGAAGAUGAGGCAAGGUGGAGGACCAAUGCCUGACAAUGUGGUUGUUACAUCACAAAGAAUGAUGCAAGGGCAUCCUUUCCCUGACCAGCCUCACCCAGGUGAUCUCAACAUGGGACCUAAUCGACAGUUUCCUGGCAUGGGUCCCCAAGGCCCUGGGAAUCAAAGGGGUCCCAGAGGCGAGCCCCCUUUUGGCCCAGACCAAAGAGGAGGUAAUGUUGGUGGAAAUGGUCGUCUCAGUCACAUGCCUCCUUUACCUCCCAACCAAGGUCCCAACAGCUCAGGCCCUCCACCUGGUCAGAGAAAUAUAGGUCGAAAACCCUCAGACCUGAGUGUACAGUCUGGCCCUGGGAACUCGCCCAAUGUCAACCCGCUGAAGUCACCAACACUGCGGCAGGUCCAGUCACCUAUGCUGGGCUCACCAUCAGGUAACCUCAAGUCCCCACAGACACCAUCCCAGCUGGCUGGCAUGCUUAGUGGACCAUCAGCUGCAGCCGUAGCAGCAGCUGCGGCAAUUAAAUCUCCUCCCAUGAUGGGAUCAGCAGGGGCAUCACCCGUCCAUAUGAAGUCUCCUUCCCUUCCUGCCCCCUCUCCAGGCUGGACAUCAUCACCCAAACCACCCAUGCAAAGCCCAGGAAUUCCUCAGAACAAGCCUCCCCUUAGUAUGACAUCACCAAAUAUGAUGGGCAGUGUAGAACAAGGUGGUAAUCCUUCAGCUCCUCCAUCCAGUAGUUCCACCAGUCAACCAGGCUCCAUCAAUGUUCCAGGAAGUCUUCCAUCCAGCAGCCCCUACACCAUGCCCCCAGAGCCAACGUUAUCCCAAAAUCCUCUUUCGAUUAUGAUGUCUCGUAUGUCCAAGUUUGCCAUGCCGAGCUCUACACCCCUCUACCAUGACGCAAUCAAAACUGUGGCCAGCUCCGAUGACGACUCGCCGCCUGCUCGAUCUCCAAACCUGCCAUCUAUGAACAACAGCAUGUCUGGAAUGGGUUUAAACCAUCAUCCAGGACAUCCUCGAAUGAUGACGCCCAACUCUUCUGGCCCCAUGCCUUCUCUCAGCCCCAUGGGGAUGAAUACUAUGGGCUCUCAGCCACUUUCCCAUGGUAUGCCAAACCAGAUGCCCUCACCUAACCCCAUGGGCCCCAGUAUGCCUCCUCAUGGUGGGCCUAUGGGCCCAGGCAUGAUGCCUCAUGGUAUGAUGAUGAACCCUGUCUCCCAAGACCCUGGCAUGGGCAACAAUCAGAUGAUGUCACAAGGACGCAUAGGUCUUCCUCAUCGAGGACAGGGCUUCCCCCCGGGGCAGUCACCUCCACAGCAAGUUCCCUUUCCUCACAACGGUCCUGGGCCCCAGGGUGGCUUCCCUCAUGGAAUGGGUUUCCCAGGAGAAGGUGGUCCACUAAGCAGAAUGAGCAGUAUGCCUCAUGGGCCUGGUGGAGAGCCAGGUAUGUGUAAACCUAACACCCCAGGAGGACAGGAGUUCAAUAACAUGCCGGGUGUCUUCAAUGAUUCGGAUCUGCAUGAGGUGAUGCGACCAGGUGCAUCAGGCAUCCCCGAGUUUGAUCUCUCUCGGAUUAUUCCUUCAGAGAAGCCCAGCCAGACUCUGUCCUACUUCCCUCGUGGUGGGGACGCCCCUGGUGGGAAGCCACCCCACCCGUCCGGCCCACCUGGCUUCCCCCAAAUGCAGGGGAUGAUGAGUGAGGGCAACCCAAGGAUGGGCCUCCCCAUGCAGGGAAUGGGAGGUCCUCCAGGCCCUGGACACAUGGGACCACAGGACAUGCCCAUGGGUAACCCAGGCCAUAAUCCCAUGAGGCCCCCUGGUUUCAUGGGUCAGGGUAUGAUGGGGCCGCAGCACAGGAUGUUGUCUCCUGGGCAGCAGCCAGGAAUGAUGGGAGGCCCUGGAAUGAUGCAGGGAAAAGAGAGGCCGAUGUACAACCACCCUGGGCCUGUGGGCUCUCCUAAUAUGAUGAUGUCACUACAAGGGAUGAGUGGUCCUCAGCAGACUAUGAUGAUGCCUUCUCAGAUGAGGCCUCGAGGUAUGGCAGCUGAUAUGGGCAUGGGAUUUAAUCCUGGCCCCGGAAACCCUGGGAAUAUAAUGUUUUGAGCCUCCACUAUAGUUACGAACCAUCUAAACGUCGUAACCUGUGAAAUAGAAACACCACCAUAAAGAAAUACAAAAAGAAACUCUGUGUUCUUAUAGAGAUGUGUGGAAACCAGGACAUUUUCUGUGCACAUACACACACAUGGGUAGAACAAGGUUUAUAGCUUACACAGUGAUGGGUAACUGUCACAUACUCAUGGAUGUGUUCACAGGGAAUCCUUUCCAGUGGUUAAUGUCAUUUAACAGAUGGAAGUGUGGGAGGCUAUGUGUGCUUUCCUCAGAUUUGGACUCAGGCACAGUUUGGAAUAGGCUUUUUUAUGGAAACUUGGGAAUGUAAAUGGAAUUCACAAGACUUGGUAGCGUCAAGGAUAUCUGCUUGAUUUUGUGGAUACGUUGCCACAUAUAAAGCCUACAGCAAACCAAGUAUGAAAGUCUAGAGGUGUCAUUGUACUUUUAUACAUGGGUGGAAACCAAGACUGUUGGAUAAAAGAACUGAACGAACAAACGUAAAAAAAAAAAGGAAAGUCAAGGAACCUUUUGUCACAAGGUGCACCCUCUUGGCUAUAUGUUUACAUCUCAUUGCAUCACUUCCCUCCAGACAGGAAAUGCUCUUUGUAUGUGUGUACUGUACUUGUGUUGUUAAAGGGAUUCUACCAGUGGUUUCUAUAGGUUUUUCCAUCUUCAUUUGUAAAGGGGGGAUCGAGGUGGUCGUUUGUGGCCAAUACAUGACACAACACCACAAAAUACUGUGUACUGUGGGGCGUACAGAAUAUUUUAAAUUUAAGUUUCUUUGCUACUCCAGUGUAUGAUAAAACCAAACUAAGACCUCAUACAGAUCAUAGUAUUAUUAAAAAAGCACAAACAAGAAUUAACUGUAAAGAAUAAAGUGUUUUUCUUUUCUCCUUUUUUUUUUACUGUAGAGAAAAACACUUUGAGAGUCAGUAGGAGCAGUAAUCAGAUGUAUGCAGUGUGGUCUCCCGGUCCUUGUUUUAAAAACGUAUGUAAGCUGGUCUGGGUACAGGUAAGGGGGUGACUAUGAGGGGCCCCCCCAUAAACCAGCACUCAACUCUGCAGUGACGCUCAGGCUACUGUCUGCAUACCCGUGUCUAUCCGACAAGGACUGCGGUCAGGCUGUCGCUGUUUGCCACCACUGCGGAAUUUUUUUUUUUAAUUGCUUGGCUGUGUACAGCUAUACAGUGCAGCGCUGACAACAUCUGAGCUACUGGAGGGUGGGCUUUUUUUUUUGUAGAAAAGACAUGAUUAUUAAAACAAAAACAGAAAAAUGCUAAUAGGUUGUCUUCUUGUCCCUGCCCCCUCCUGUGUUGAUGCUCGUCAUGUGUAACUCCAUUGAAUUUGGUACUGAACCACUUCCUAAGGCUGGGCUGUGGUGUUGGACGACAAAUAAAAUAUAUUGUUUGGUAUAAA